Molecule: messenger RNA, 2784 nt
Organism: Pocillopora meandrina
Lineage: Eukaryota; Metazoa; Cnidaria; Anthozoa; Scleractinia; Pocilloporidae
Source: the annotation of a GenBank genome assembly
AGUGUAGCCGUAGAAGGUACAGUGGAAAUCAACGCCGAUUUUAUUCGAGCGUGCAGGUCCAUCUAAUGGGGCGCAAAGACACCGAGGGAAGAUCUGAUGUAGAAAAAUUCAGAAAGACAAUUGGUGAGGCUUUUUUCCUCUUUUGCAUGAUUUUUUUCAACGACUGUUUAGUGGUGCGUAAACCCUCUAUAUAUACUUCUUCCUCGUCGAUAGCAAACACGGUGGCGCGGUGGUCACUCCAGAGAAUUUUCAUCUAAUGAGAAUAUUACAUGCUGUAGUCCACUGAACCAUAUUUAUUUCCUCUGAGUUUCUUAGUUCUCGCUCAUUUCAAGGUCAGUUUUUACUAAAUGAAAACUGGACACAAAUGUUGGCCGCAUUUGGCGUUCCUGCAUAAGUUGGGGUUAGGACCAUGUUCUUUGGAAAAUUGAUUCCCAGACAGGACCUUAGCACACAGGACUGAGGACCGUUAGAAGCUCCCAUCCAACAUAUGCAGAUUUAUUAUUUUUUUGGUUGAUUUACGUGUUUAUAUCAUAACACACAUGGAAUAAAAUUUCUUCAUAACUGUGAUUCAUUAUUUAGUAGGCAGUUCAUGGGAAUUGAGAAAUGUUCAGUUAAAAAGAGUAUCGAGGGUAAUAUACCUUGCUAUAACACCAAAUUUACUAAACUUAGUGUCAACGAAAUGCAUGGCACUUAGAAAGGAGGAAUACUAAUAAGAUCUUAGGAGGUAAUGGAUACUGAUAAUUCUUUGUUUAAGGAUUCAUAUUCUGUUUACCCAGUUGUUUAAAGAGCAGAUAUUACUAUCAAACUGAUAAAUGGCUAUCCAGUGGAUAAGUAUUAACAAAAUGUACUGCUCUAUUCAUCUGAUAGGAAGUUAUUGAAUGGAUAGUGUUCACUGGUCCAACCUUUGAAUUUCUAGGAAUUUUUGAUUAGUGUUGUACUUCCAAGUAUUUAUUUGUCAAUAUUCCUUUGUCACAUCCCUUUGAUAUGAAAAAUUAAAGGAUAAUUCCAAUUCAAUAUUUAUGGCAAGUUUAAGAAUGCCUAUGGGCCAUAAAGUUUUAGAGCAAAAGAACUCAAAAUAAAUGUAUUCUGAGUGAAGCUUCCUUGUACUCUUAGUGGGCUCAAAUGAGUCCUUUCCUCCCUGAAAAACUAUUAUAGAGCUACUAACAUGUUGGUAUAUCGUCUGUUCCUCAACAGAAAAUAUUAUCCUGUGAUGUGAUAGCUAUUUGCAUUUUCUACCUUAUAGUACAGGUUUUCUCAUGCCCGCUACUUUGCUUUUAGAAUAAUUUAAAUCCCCUAGUUAUAUUUAUUUAGUCUUUGAAUUUAAAGGCCUCCAAGUUUGGAUCAUACAAUGCCUCUUGGUGUAGACAUUUAGCUUAUGAACUUGAUUAUGGUAGAACUGACAAACCUGAUUAGGAAAUUCAUCAAGUUGUAAAGACAGUGUUUAAAGUCUCAAUUAGCUUUGUAGGUGCACUGUUUGUAAAUGCUCAAAUUGGCUUCUUUGCAAAUGUGUUUGUUUGCUUGUUUUCUUUUCCUAAAAGUGAAUGAGAGAAUGGUCUUGUUGACAAUAAUUUGUGGUUUAUUUUAGUAAUGAGUAUAAUUUCAAAGAAACUGUUUUAGUUGGUAUUUUUAAUAUGGUCAUUUGUCUCAAUUUUUUGUAAAUUUUUAACUUUUUUGUUAUUUUAAACCAGGAAAACAAGAGUUUAAAGGCCGGAGUAAGAAGAAGACACUAUCUAUUCGUGACAAAGCUCAGACUAGGAAUCACAGGGGAACAAUACAGGUGAAUAUAUUCUUUCCCUUGGAUUUUGUAUAUGAAUUGAAAAGGCUUCAAAAUAUUUAAAAAUUUUAUAUACAGCGUGCUGAAGUUGGUUGUCAGGAAGCUGCUUACCUUGGCAUGAAGAAGCAGUUUGUCAAUAACACUUUUUUGGAAAACCUAUUAUAAUUAAUUCAGUGGUUGAGAUUAUUGAAAGAUUCAAUCCAAUUAAUUAGCCUGAAAAUUAGGCCCAUCAACAUUUUCUUGUAGCUUAAACUCUUGAAAAUUAUGAUAUUUUUCAUUUAACCUAUUGCUAGCACCAUCAAUGGAAUGGCACAAUGAAUGUCAUGGUGAAGAUGUUAUUGUUAUUAUUAUCAUUGCUAUCAAUAUUGUUUUUAUUAAUUUUACACUUUUGAUGUUUUUAUUGUUCCUUUUUUGGUAACAAUCCAAAUGUUAGACAUGAUUUGAUGGUACUCUGGUUUACAGAUCUAAUGAAUGUAACCAAAGAUGUUACAAUUCACAGACUCAACAUUUCAACACUCCUGUCUAGUGCCUUCAUCAGGGAUGAACUUUACUAUAUAAUACAAAUGUUGUUGACAAUUAACCAUAGACACAAUUCUUUGACAUACAAGGUUCCCUCUUAUCCUCAUGUCGUGGGUUCCAUGGGAUGUGUCCCAUGAUUAGCUACUGAGUUUGGGUCAAAAGGUCAGAGUUCACUCUACAUGAACAGUAUUCCAAUAAAAGACCCUCUGCUAUUACAGAUCCUCUCCCCACUGACAUGUGCCCAAAUAUAUACAAGCCAACCUUGCAUUUUUCUUUAGCUUGCACAGGAAUCUUGUAGCUUCAGUUUAUUUCAUUGUCUCCCCUUUAAUAGAUUGUUGUGUUAUAUCUACUUGUCAUCCUUGCUGUCCUUGUGUUGCUGUACUUUGUAUUUUACACUGUAUAUGCUGGCAACAAAGUCAAAAGCCACCACAGCUGACAAAAGCAGGACAGAAAAGUGUUGUAGCUGGCAGUGGUUGGACUUCAAGAGAGAG